AUGCCAUGGCCAUUCGGCACCGGCAACAGGAAAGACGACGAUGAAAAGUCUGGCCACUCCACGAUUCCCUGGACAGAGAGCCUGAACAACACCGACUGGCAGCACUUUAAAGAUCCCAGAAAUUGGGUGCCAACCGUUCUGGUCACCACCACAAUCUUGGUGUCUCUGCAGUUCUAUCGAUCCUAUCUUCGUCGCUUCCCCGGCGCUGCUCAUGUGCAGCCAUCUUUCUUUCGGAAGCGCAGCUUGUUUGGGAAGGUUACGAGUGUUGGCGAUGGCGACAACUUCCACCUCUUUCAUACUCCUGGCGGACGCUUAGCUGGCUGGGGGUGGCUGCGGCGCAUCCCGGAGAAGAGGCCGGAAUUGAAGGGCAAAACAAUUCCCGUGCGCUUAGCCGGUAUCGAUGCCCCUGAGGGCGCGCACUUUGGCAAGCCCGCGCAGCCCUUUGCGACCGACGCGCUUGCCUGGCUGUCGGACUAUGUCCUAGGUCGGCGGGUGCGCGCAAAGAUCUACAAGCGCGAUCAGUACGAUCGCGUUGUGGCCACUGUAUUCGUCCGCCGCUUUUUCCUGCGCAAAGACGUCGGUCUGGAGAUGCUCAAGAGGGGCCUGGCGACCACGUACGAGGCAAAGUCGGGCGCCGAGUUUGGCGGACUGGAAGAAAAGUACAGGGCGGCCGAGGCGAAAGCAAAGGCGAAGAAGCUCGGCAUAUGGGGAGGCAAGCCCGAGCAUUUUGAAAGUCCUCGCGAUUUCAAGACACGCAUGAACCAGGCAGACGCGUAG
This is a messenger RNA of Pestalotiopsis fici W106-1, 777 nucleotides long. RefSeq names its product endonuclease LCL3. The transcript is spliced from 2 exons. The record is from RefSeq and is a predicted model, not a curated record. Bases 1 to 777 code for a protein of 258 amino acids. NCBI's taxonomy places the organism in Eukaryota, Fungi, Ascomycota, Sordariomycetes, Amphisphaeriales, Sporocadaceae. Gene Ontology annotation, cellular component: mitochondrion; cytoplasm.